AUGUACGCAGCACGCGGUACUAUCGAGAUGAUCUCCGGCUCUGGCGAGCGCAGUUUCGAGGAUCAUGAAUGGCUAUUGGAUGUCACGAGUGAUGUCGACGAGGAAUUGCAUUACUCGCUCUGCAACCACCUAUUCGAGGGUGUAGUCAUAUGCAAAGACUACGUCCUGGUUACGCUUGUGAAUGCCGGAGAGGUUGCACAAGAAACGCAAGCUCUGGACGAGGGUAUCUGUGACAGCACAGUCAUGGCGUCUUCUAACGAAAACUAUCCACAGGGACCAUACGAGGUCGGCAAGCACAUCGUUCCUCCUCCACGGCCGAGCUCACCAUCAACUGCCGAGUACCGCCUUAAUCAUCUCAUGACCCGUAUCAAAGACCCGGAGAAGAGUUUGAAGUUCUACUGUGACUGCCUGGGCAUGCACGUUGUCUUCAUCUUCAAUGCUGGUCCAUUUACCAUUUACUACCUAGGACCACGAGAUAGUGGUAUGUCCACCCUCGGUACCUCAAAAGGCUUGCUGGAAUUGUAUUACAUUCCUGCCGACGCGGCUACGUCGUAUACUUCUGGCAAUGACUACUCUAAUCCGGCGGGAAUCGGCUUCGGUCACAUUGGAUUCACAGUGCCAGAUGUCCCUGAAGCACUGGAAAGGAUCAAAAGCUUUGGCUACGAGGUCAUCAAGCCGCUGGAUGAGGCGAAAGAAGAGCAGAUGGGUUUACCCGCGGAGGCUGUGGAAGGAAAGCACGGAACAGUACAAGACGGCUACAAGCAUGUCUUCAAACAACUGGCUUUCGUUAAGGAUCCUGAUGGUUACUGGGUUGAGAUCGUACCUCAAGUGGUCAAGCCGCCGAGUGACACGCCCGUCAAAGUACUAAGACUAGGUGUCGACGGAUUCAUCUCCUCACCUCUCAUCAAAGUUCUCGUUGGGCCCGAAUCUCAGCGUUCAGAACUGUUUGUUCACCAGUCCAUCAUAACAUCGCGAUCGAAAUUUUCCGCCAACGCGCUUAGUGGCAGAUGGAACAACUCUGACGCGAAGACCAUUAAUCUCUACGAUGUUGACCCUGAGUUGAGAUUAGAAGAUGUUGAGCACUACUUGGAAACCGUCUAUACAGGUCGCAUCUCGCUCACGGAUGGCUCAGAAAUUCUUGAGAGCAUAUGUCACGUAUACGUGAUAGCUGAAUUGCUGCUCGAUGUACACACCCGUAAUCUGGCAACGCACUGUAUGAGCAGAUCUCCUACCGUGAAUCUUAUGGCGAAGGCUGCGCAGAAGGGUAAAGACAGACCGUUGUUGUAUCAUUUGGACAAAUACCUCGAAGACGAUUCAUAA
Molecule: messenger RNA, 1320 nt
Organism: Alternaria ethzedia
Lineage: Eukaryota; Fungi; Ascomycota; Dothideomycetes; Pleosporales; Pleosporaceae
Exons: 7
Coding region: 1-1320 (439 amino acids)
Molecular function (GO): protein binding
Source: RefSeq, a predicted model, not a curated record